GAGAACAAAAUGAAGUUUGCUGUUCACCUGGAGGAGCACUACAAGGUGAAGAUCAACCCCAACUCCAUGUUCGACGUCCAAGUCAAGAGGAUCCACGAAUACAAGAGGCAGCUGCUCAACUGUCUCCACAUCAUCACCUACUACAACCGCAUCAAGAAGGACCCAAACAAGCAGUGGACUCCAAGAACCAUCAUGAUCGGAGGAAAGGCAGCUCCUGGGUAUCACACGGCCAAGAUGAUCAUCCGUCUGAUCACGGCCAUCGGCGACGUGAUCAACAACGAUCCUGUGGUCGGAGACCGUCUGAAGGUCAUCUUUCUGGAGAACUACAGAGUCACGCUGGCAGAGAAAGCCAUCCCAGCAGCGGACCUGUCAGAGCAGAUCUCCACAGCUGGCACGGAGGCCUCCGGCACCGGCAACAUGAAGUUCAUGCUGAACGGCGCCCUGACCAUCGGUACCAUGGACGGAGCCAACGUGGAGAUGGCAGAGGAGGCCAGUGAGGAGAACCUCUUCAUCUUUGGCAUGAGGGUGGACGAUGUUGAAGCGCUUGACAAGAAAGGAUACCACGCUGAGGAUUACUACAACCGCCUGCCGGAGCUGAAGCGAGCCAUAGACCAGAUCGCUGGAGGCUUUUUCAGCCCGAAGCAGCCCGACCUGUUCAAAGAAAUCGUCAACAUGUUGAUGCAUCAUGACAGGUUUAAGGUCUUUGCUGACUAUGAAGACUACAUUAAAUGCCAGGAGAAAGUCAACGCUCUUUACACGAACCCAAAGGAAUGGACCAAGAAGGUGAUCUACAACAUCGCUGGAUCUGGCAAGUUCUCCAGCGAUCGCACCAUUGCCCAGUACGCUCGGGAGAUCUGGGGCGUGGAGCCCUCUCUGGAGAAACUUCCUGCUCCUGAUGACAAGCAUUAACCUGUCCUCGUGACGGUGAACACGUCCAAGUUUUCCUGUCUGUUCUCAUCCCUGUAGAACCGUCAUGUCUGCCGUGAAGCCCCCACAGACCUGCGUCCACACCUUUAACAUUUAACAUCUGGACGUUUACAUUUUCCAUCCAGGUUCCAAACUGGUGCUGAAAAACUCCAACCAUGAGUUACCCUUUAGCUCUUCGGAUGUGGAUAAGAAAAGGAUUUGUGGCGGGCUUUGUACAUUUAUUACUGGUGCCUUUUUUUAAUUCAAAAAUAUUUACUCUUGUAUGUCAACUUAGACACAUUCUGAUUAAAAUUUGUCUUAAAUACACAGAGUUACCCGAAUGGUCUUUUUGCCGUUUCAGAUUUGAUCCAAGCAUUUCAAAGAACUGAUGCACAGAAAUACUUCUGUCAGUUUUUACACAACAGCUGUUCAUUAAAUAUUAACUGUGAA
Molecule: messenger RNA, 1356 nt
Organism: Nematolebias whitei (Rio pearlfish)
Lineage: Eukaryota; Metazoa; Chordata; Actinopteri; Cyprinodontiformes; Rivulidae
Product: glycogen phosphorylase, muscle form
Biological process (GO): glycogen catabolic process
Cellular component (GO): cytoplasm
Molecular function (GO): pyridoxal phosphate binding; glycogen phosphorylase activity
Source: RefSeq, a predicted model, not a curated record